Diabrotica balteata is the source of this 1161-nucleotide messenger RNA. Lineage: Eukaryota; Metazoa; Arthropoda; Insecta; Coleoptera; Chrysomelidae. The record is from the annotation of a GenBank genome assembly.
AUGUUGGGAUUUACUCCUUCUCGAGAUGGACUGUUGCAGAUCGAAGACGAUCUUCUUUCGACCCUUGUCCUUAAGGAACCUAUUACAGGAGUUUAUGACUUGGACAAAACACCACUUGGCAGGGGUAAAUAUGCAACAGUAUGGCGAGCAGUUCACAAGAAAACUGGCACGGCUUACGCUGCAAAAUUCGUGAAGAAAAGACGAAGAAAUCAAGACCAGAUGAAAGAAAUCAUCCACGAAAUAGCCGUGUUGAUGCAGUGCAAAAUGACCAACAGGGUAAUACGGUUACAUGAGGUCUACGAAUCAAUCACCGAGAUGGUUCUAGUACUGGAAUUAGCCGCAGGCGGCGAACUACAGCACAUUCUCGAUGGCGGACAAUGCCUGGGAGAGGUGGAAGCUCGUAAAGCAAUGAAACAAAUACUAGAAGGCGUUGCUUACUUACACGACAAGAACAUUGCUCAUUUGGACCUGAAACCUCAAAACCUACUGCUAUCUGUACAAGACUGCUGUGAUGACAUAAAACUCUGUGAUUUUGGCAUAUCGAAGGCGCUUAUGCCUGGUGUAGCGGUACGAGAAAUAUUAGGUACUGCUGAUUACGUAGCUCCAGAAGUCCUCAGCUACGAACCAAUAGGCCUUAGCACCGACAUUUGGUCAAUAGGAGUAUUAGCCUACGUUCUCUUGUCGGGGUUCAGCCCCUUCGGAGCCGAUGAUAAACAACAAACUUUCCUGAACAUUUCCAAAUGUUCGCUCACCUUCGAACCGGAACAUUUUGGAGACGUUUCCAGUGCUGCGAUAGAUUUUAUCAGAAGUGCCCUUAUUGUUGACCCAAGAAAUCGGCCGUCAAUCCACGAAAUGCUCGACCAUCCUUGGAUAUCUUUAAAGAGCAACAUCGCCCCCACCUUACACUUAAAACCCUGUGAACACCAAAACAGUCAAUCGAACAAUAUAACGCCAAAAUCGACGCCGAUAACGCAACGUAAAAGUUUUGCCUGCAUCAACGACACUGGCACGGUGAAAUCCCCAGGACAACGAAAAAACGGCUUUGACACCCUCAGUAGUACUUUCACAGACUCCUCGUCAGUUCCCUCCGAUGAUGAAGAUGGAGCGUCCCUUAGCCAGAAUAGUGAAAAUUACACAGGGAUACCUUUUCUCUUCUAUUAA